This is a messenger RNA of Racocetra persica, 159 nucleotides long. The record is from the annotation of a GenBank genome assembly. Lineage: Eukaryota; Fungi; Glomeromycota; Glomeromycetes; Diversisporales; Gigasporaceae.
GAAGAUACCCCUACCCAACGUACACUUACUACCUGUAGUAAGCUUUAUAAUGGUAGAGAACAAUUUGUUCUCGACUUUGUUAAAUUGUUUGCCAAAGCUGACAUACCUUUUGAAAAAAUAUACUAUUUUCAACCUUUUUACAAGAUCAUUGCAAAUACG